GGGCGCAGCGCAGUGUGGGGGGUCGCGGUGUCUCUCAGCGAACGCUGAGUCACCCUCCCCUGUGCCGGGGGCGCAGCUCGCGGGACUAGCGGACCGACUGCCGCAGGCCGCCGGGGGGGCGGGGGAUGCCGGGCUGCCGCAUCAGCGCCUGCGGCCCGGGGGCCCAGGAAGGGACGGCGGAACCGGGGUCCCCGCCGCCGCCUCCCCGGGAUCCCCAGUCAUCCCUUCAGCCCCCGUCCCCAACUCCGACCUUGACCCCGACCCAGACCGCGACUCCGGCUCGAGAGUCGCCCCAGGCGGAGGCGGCCCCGGCGAUAGCGGGCUCGGCCGAGGGGCAGGAGCUGCAGCGCUGGCGCCCGAGCGCUAGCGGGGGCGCGGGGGGCAGCGGGCCGGCAGGGGGCGCGGGCGCCGGGGGCCGCGCGCUCGAGUUGGCGGAAGCGCGGCGGCGGCUGCUGGAGGUGGAGGGCCGCCGGCGCCUGGUGUCGGAGCUGGAGAGCCGCGUGCUGCAGCUGCACCGAGUCUUUCUGGCCGCGGAGCUGCGCCUGGCGCACCGCGCCGAGAGCCUGGGCCGCCUGGGCGGCGGCGUGGCGCAGGCCGAGCUCUACCUGGCGGCGCACGGCUCCCGCCUCAAGAAGGGCCCGCGCCGAGGCAGACGCGCCCGCCCGCCCGCGUUGCUCGCCUCCGCGCUGGGCCUCGGCGGCUGCGUGCCCUGGGGUGCGGGGCGCCUGCGGCGCGGCCACGGCCCCGAGCCCGACUCCCCUUUCCGCCGAAGCCCGCCCCGCGGCCCUGCCUCCCCCCAGCGCUGAGCUCAGCGCGGGACCUCGGGCCCGCCCACAGGCCAUCGCCGAGGUGCCGACCGAUGGAUUUCACACGCCGGCCGGAUGGACCGUGUCACCGACGCGGAUGGACAGACUGACCACAGAAGAGUGUCGGGGGCCCGGGGCCCCGUAACGGAAGUUGAGUUCCUCCCAGAUACUUGGAGCCUCAGAGCCAGUCCGUGGAUCUGCACUCUUGGACUCCACUGCUUCCCUGACACCUUUUUGAGGAAGAAGACCUCUCCAGCGGACCCUACACAACCUCGGCGCCCUCCUCACUUCCUAGGAGCCCUUCCUUCACUUUACAGUGGCACUAGUGCGCUAGCUAGUCUUUCUUGAUAUAUACACCACAUUCAGCUUUGGCUUUCCUGCUCCCUAAGAUACAAUCAGAUUACUUAAGUGCACAGCAAACAUGUCCCAUGUGAAAAGGAAAAGCAUUUCUUUUCAGACCAUAGUCAUCAUUGUUAAGUGACAGUGUAGUUGGAGGUCCCCAUUUUGGUAGAUGUCAUUACCUCCCAGUCCAGUAGCACUGGGGCCUGUUUGAGGGAAGAUAUGUGCGCAAGAACCCCCUCGUCCGCUUCCUUUCCCUCCCCAUGUGGGAGUGCAUCUGUGGCCUCUCAGAAAGAGGCUCAGCUCUUACAGAGACACCUCAGGUGGCUGCAAACAAGUUCUAAACAAAGUUUUAAAUUAAAGAAAAUAAAAAGUUCAAGUAUCCUGAUAGAGGGAAGGGGGUACAUUUACUCACAAUUAGCCUAGAACUUGUAGAAAUCUGCAAAAGUGAAUGCAUACUGGGUUAGUCCCUGAUUCACACAUUUGGGAAGAAUAAACCUCAAACAUGUGAGAGAAA
Messenger RNA from Erinaceus europaeus (western European hedgehog), 1662 nucleotides. It is a transcript of the gene TRNP1, whose product is annotated as TMF1 regulated nuclear protein 1. The record is from RefSeq and is a predicted model, not a curated record. Gene Ontology annotation, biological process: regulation of cell population proliferation. NCBI's taxonomy places the organism in Eukaryota, Metazoa, Chordata, Mammalia, Eulipotyphla, Erinaceidae. The coding region runs from base 126 to 806 and encodes 226 amino acids. Gene Ontology annotation, molecular function: DNA binding. Gene Ontology annotation, cellular component: nucleus. The transcript has 2 exons.